Molecule: messenger RNA, 3468 nt
Organism: Anopheles merus
Lineage: Eukaryota; Metazoa; Arthropoda; Insecta; Diptera; Culicidae
Product: major facilitator superfamily domain-containing protein 6-like
Exons: 2
Coding region: 98-1747 (549 amino acids)
Cellular component (GO): membrane
Source: RefSeq, a predicted model, not a curated record
UGUGCCAAAGUGCUGUGAUCUGCCCCCUUAUUCACUGUGAUAGUGAUCGUGGUAGUGUGAAGAUAGCGCGCUCUCUCCCGGUCGCUCAACUGCAGCAAUGGAUACGAAGCCAAAGAGUGUGCCAAGCGGACGGUGGUUCAACCCGCAGCUGGUGCAGCUGAAGGUGACACUGUUUCUCCUGUUCGGUGCAACGAGCGCCCUCACGCCCUACCUGACGAUCCACAUGCAAAGCAUCGGACUGACGGUGGAGGAGGUCGCGUCGGUGUACUUGACGCUGCUGUUCACCUCCUGCCUCAGUCCGCCGCUGACGGGCUACUUGAUCGAUCGCUUUGGCCGCUACAAACCGGUUCUGCUGACGAGCAUUGUGCUUAAUGCCGUAUCACAUCACUUGAUCCACUUCAUCCCGGCCCGAAACGUCAUCGUGACGCACCGCAGCUGGAACGUGUCGCUUGCUGGCGACGGUGCUGCUCUGCUUCUACAGGGAACGAACUGUCCACUCCAAGGAUACCUCAACGCAUCCUGCAGCUCCAACAGCACUACCUCCCUACCGACGUACCUCGCUGCGAGUGAAACUAGCUGCGCCGACCUUCCCAUUCCCGACUGUGCCCUGUCUGCGCUGUCAGCCGGCACGCUGAUGCUGCUGGAACCGAUCCCACCGGCAAGCGAGUACGAUGCAACGUUCUGGACGUACCUUGCCGUGCGGUUCGUGGCGGCGUCCAUGCUCGCCUCCACGCUCACCAUUACCGAUCCGAUCGCGCUCGACAUGGUGGAGCAGCACGGCGGGGACUUUGGCCGCGAGAAGCUCUACUCGAGCGUAGGCAUGGCGAUCUUCACGCCCCUGACCGGGCUCAUGAUUGACGCCUGGUCGAGCGGGUCCGGCCCGACCGAAACCGUCUACACGCCCGCCUUCUACACCUACGAUCUGCUGCUGCUCGGCUCGCUCGUCUCGGUGUCGCUGAUGCCAAUCGGCCGCAAGAUCCCGUCCGAGAGCGUGAUGAAGGACACGCGCCGCCUGCUGCGGCUGCCGCCCGUGCUCGCUUUCCUGGCGUUUCUGUUUCUGCUCGGCAACUUCUGGGGCUUCAUCGAGAGCUACCUGUUCGUGAUCAUGAAGGCGAUGGGGUCGCCCAACUAUCUGCUCGGCCUGACCUACACGGUCGGGACGGUGGCCAGCAUACCGAUGAUGUACCUGCUGGAGCGCAUUACGCAGCGCGUCGGCCACGUGAACCUGCUCGUGGUGGCGUUCUUUGCCCACGCGCUCCGCAUUCUCGGCUACUCGUGGAUCACCAACCCGUACUGGUGCUUCCCGAUCGAGCUGAACGAAGCCAUCUCGUGCUACUUUAUGUGGGUCGUCGCCACGACGUACUGUGCGGUGCUGGCGCCGAACAGCUUGGUCGCUACGCUGAUCGGCAUUGCCGGGAUGGUGCACUUCUGUCUCGGGAAGGGCGUUGGUGCGUUUGUGGGUGGGUUUUUAAUAGCGCGCGUUGGGCUGGUGCUGGCCUUCCGCUAUGUUGGGUAUAUGGCCGUGGGCUGCGGUGUGCUGUACAAGCUGGUGCAUCUGCUAUGGCUGCACAGGUACGAUGGACGAGCGCUGCCCGACCGGGAACCCGUACGUGCCGUGGAGGAGCUGGUGAAACGGAGGGCUUCGAUCUUGCCGAAGGUUGAUCAGUUCGGCAGUGUCGUAUCGUUCGGUGGACUCGCACGAACGAAAGCGGAAGAUGCGCAUGACAAGGAGGGUGCUGAAGAGUAGACCUCCAUUGGAGAAAAUGUCAAUAGUGCCAUAAAAUCGCUUUCGCUUUGUUGGAACGUGAUCGUUUUGCUAUCGGAACCCUGGAGGUGUACCAUAAGUUACGACUGUUGCCAUUAUUGCUGGAACAAAAAACUUACUUGAAGGUUGUUUCUCGUUUUUUGGGCACAAUAAAAAAAAAGCUUGGACCAUUUCUUGUCGAAAGAGCCACCUCCAAAAAGUAUUCCAUAACUUCCCAGUGCUUCCAUACAGUGCGGCUGUGUGCUACCAAUACCAAUAUGCCGUUCAGAUAAUUCAUAUCUCAAACUUGAAGCUCCCGAUCCCACCCGAUUCGUUCGAUUGCUUUCGCAGGAAAGGCCAGAAGAUAAUAACGUUAAGGACCGAGAGGUAAAAAAAAAGGAACGAACAAAAAAAACCUCCUUUCAGCCUCCAAUCAAGUUUCUUUGCUGCCAUCCAAAACUUUGCCAUCACAUACUUUAAACUUUAAUGAAACGCUCCUCCAACAUCUUCGCCCGCCGGCUGCCCCAAGGACGGGCGGGUGUGUCCUCUCCCGCGUUGCCAACAUCCCGAUAGCGGAAUCGAAACGACCGCAGACCACAUGCUGAUUUUCGUUAUUAAUAAAGUUUCCAAUCGUUAUUCUUUGCCCGCGUGCGCGCUCGCUUCCCCGUCCGGGUGCCGGGUUUAAGGCAUCCUAACGACUCGUCUAGUUUAUGGCCGUGGCAGGAUGGGAGCGUGCUAUAUUUUUUCUUUCUUUCUUGAAACUUUCCCCACAACGUGCUUCUAAUGCUGCCGACCGUGAGCGAAUAAGUUGCGCCGUGGUAGUGCAGGGAGUCGUGCUGAUGGGAAAGGUGUAGGGCAGGAUGCGUUUUUCAAAGUACGAUCACAAACACUGGGAAACAUCUCCCAGCACACCGACACACUCACAGCAUGGGAGGCAAAGCGCACAGAAGUUCUAACGGCUGCGGUGCGCCUCCUGCAGCACACCUGGCCCGACCUUCCGCAGAGUGCACUGGUGGAUCGCACGGGAGUGGAUCUGCAUCCGCUGACCUAGAAGCGUGGAUUGUCACCAAACAAAGCAGGGUGGUUUGGUUAUGGUUUGUGUGAGUGUGUGUGUGUUUGAUUCACUGAGUUUUUUUACCAUGCAGGUCCCUUAAACUCUGAUGAAAACCCCGAGGCCGUUUUGCUCUUUCAAUAAUGUAUUCCACCAUGCGUUGCGCAAACUUUGGCCUCUGGUGGGGCAACUUUGAAUUCAUCGUUCGGUGUUAUUUUUGUUAGAAGCACAUCCUUUGGAAGUGUGCACACAGUCGUAAGGAGCGUAAACUUUCGUGGGGCAGAUUUGCGAGUGAAACAAAUGCAUCAAAUCGCUGUUGGAUGCCGUGUUGGCUUCAUUGCAUACGCAAAAUUAAUUAGAUUUCCAAUCGGGACAUCGUGGCACACGUGGAUACAGCUUCAUUGAGCGGAAGUUUAGAACAAAAUGUUCACUGAAGUAAAUUUAUUAUUGAACCCGUAACACAUGGACACUUUUCAAGAGAAAAGGUUCGAACUAGUGAUGGAAAAAUUGAUUUAUUCAAUUGAUCCGAAUCCAGCUGCUUUCGGAUUCGAAUCCGGAUUAACUCCGGAGUUAACGGGGGAGGAGCUAGUAAACCUGGAAUAAUGUUAAGCCUUUUCAAUUUCUUGGCAAGUAACAAUUAACUUUUGAAGAAGAAUUUUUGAAUGUUUUUCGA